AAAGACACGUUCCCCAGUGAACACUAGGACGCACCGAAAAAAAAAAACAAACUAACCAAAACAAAAACACCGUAAGAUCGCGGUACCAGCUGCAAACGAUCCAUUUCCCUUACCUCUGAAUACAUUAAAACCCUUUGUAACGUUCGGUGUGCUGUUGUGCAUUACGGUAAGCGUAAUCGACGUGUGCAUUGCGUGUUCGAGGGUAAGCGUUAAGUGCGAAAACGAGUCGGCGACGAAAUAAGGAACACCGUUUCAGGACUAGCAACUAGCGUAGAAUUGCGGACAGUUGUCGAGCAGCAAGUACAAGAGUGUUUUUUUCCGCGUUUGUGUUUGUGUAUUUUCAAAAGGGUGCGUGUAAGUGCGUUUGUCAGUGUGAAAGGGUGGGUUUACACCCCCGAAAAAGAAGAACAAACACAAAGCUCACGAACCGUGGGUGUACCGAACCUAACAUCCGGAGUCAUUGAACUCCCGAUAAGCGUCCACAGCAUCGGCGUCAGCGACCGCACCGAUCAAAAUUCCCGUUCUGUGUGUGACGUCAUCUAUCAGCCCCUAAACAGCGCUUCACCGGACAAAUAAGGACGCCCAGCUACACAAUGCGUUUGCAAGGCACGUGGUUAACGUUGGCGGUGGGUAUUGUGGUGUUGGCAGCUGCAGGUGAAGCACAGACGCGCCGUCAGCUGCGUGUCCGACCGCGUGUCCUCGCGGCUCCAUCCAGUGCGGAGUAUGUGGACAGUGCGGAAGAUGCACAGCAGGACAAUCGUCCCCAGGCCCAGCAGUACUAUGCCCGGGCUCAGGAGCGGCUCGGUGAUGUGGUGUUGGUAGCCUCAUCGGAUGAAGAUUAUGGCGGUGGUCAGUACGGUGCACCAGUAGCAGCAGCACGGCCCCGUGCCGACACACAGUAUCAGCGGCCGGCGGCCAAGAGCACUACGGCCGCCCCAUUAGCGGCCCGCCAGAAGGCGGCCGCAAGUGAAUCGCGCGCACCACCAGUACAGACGAUCCGCAACUACAGUAAGGUGAACGAUGACGGUUCGUUUACGUUCGGCUACGAAGCAGCCGACGGUUCGUUCAAGGAGGAAACGCGUGGUACGGAUUGUGUCGUGCGCGGCAAGUACGGUUACAUCGAUCCGGACGGUAACAAGCGUGAGUUCACGUACGUGUCGGGCAAUCCGUGCGAUCCGAACAAUCCCGACGGCAGCGAGGAGGAGGAAAACGAUCGCUCCGAGGGUGGACAGGACGAUUCGAACGAGAACGUGCCACAAAACUAUCCGGUUCGGCGUCCGGUUGCCAUCGCACGGCCAACCUCCGCACCUGCCCGCCAUCAUUCGACACCCGCACCGACACCGGUACGUCCCACGACCACUGUGUUCCAAAACGAUUACCAGGAUCGUCGCCAGCAGGAAUCGGCUGCCGAUGGUGAGGAGGAAGUUCAGAUUGGACAGCGUGGUUCCUCUACCCGUCCGGCGGCACGACCAUUCGCCGGCUCCGUCACCACAACCCAGCGUCCCCGGGUACAGAUUGUAAGCACUACGCCCAACCCGACCCCAACCCUCUACCACAAUCCGGCACCAUCACCACCGCAGACAGUACUGCCGGUGAACAUCACCCCCAAGCCGGUGUACCGUGUAUCACCGCUCCCGACCCAGCCAACCCUUGCGCCGACCACCUACCGUCCAACCUCCCCAAGUACGCGCGGACCGUCAAUUGACUUCGAGGCCGAGUUUAAGCGAUUCCAGGCAGACAACAAGCUGCCCAGCCCAUCGACACCGUCCGCACCGAGCACCGCACCGAAACCCACCGGAUCGCCAUUCGGGCGUCCGUCCGGUCCGCAGCUGGCCACCGGUAACCCGAUCUACCAGUCGCAGCUUAUCUUCGAUCCUGCCUCCGGUCAGUACGAUACCGCACUGUACCAACAGCUGCCCCAGAGCGAUGGUGACUUCCAGCUGAACCACCGCAUCCAACCGUACGUUGCCGGACCGCAGCACCAUCAGCAGCAGCAACAUCAUGGUGCCGGACAGCUUGUCACACUCGAGCAGCUACAGCAGCAGUCCCCACUGUACCGCUCGCAGCCAUCGCCGUCGGUUGCCGGACGGCCACCGGUAGGACCGCCCACCGUACAGAUCCCGCAGCAGCUCUACCAGAAGCAGCAGAACGAACUGCAGUUCAUCAACAGCCAGCAGCUGUUCGCCCAGCAGCUCGAGCUGCAACAAAGCCAGCUGCGUGCUGAUCGGCUCGAGGCGGCCAAAAAGGUAACGGGGCCACCAAUGCACCGUUUCCAGCCGCAACCGCAGCCACAGCAGCAGCAACAGCAAUACUACUUCAUCCAACCCCAGGGUCCACCACAGGGCGCACCCGGACAGAUUGAUGCGUUCCUGCGGGGUCACAACAUUGAGUACUAAGAGCUGAACGGCAGAGUGUAUCCCAGCCGUGGUACUGCCACACCCGCUGGAGGUUCAGUUUUGGUGUUUUUGUUUUCUUCUCUCAUUCUUCUUUGCAAGUGUGCGUGUGUUUUGACUAAUGUUUUAUUAUUAUUUCAUGUUCUACACAUAGUUCGUUACAUGCACACCUUUGUAGUUGCAUUCGUGAAGCCAUUCUAAGGUUUCUAUGUUUUUUUUCUCUUUUGCUUUGUUUAUUUAUCGAAUUGUUUCCUUGUAUUGCAUUAGCAUCACGUUGUGUUCUAUUCCUUUCUUUUCCUUAUUUUCCUCUUUUCAUUGCUUGCUCUAUUUUCUUCUCUCUUUUAAAUGUUUUCUUAUUUAUUCCUUCUUUUUCUAUAUCAUCUUUCCAUUUUUAUAUCUUAGUAUACGCACGCUUUUGUGUGAUACUCCUGCACAGUAGAUCUACUUAUUAUCUUCUCUUGCUCUUGCUCAAAAUUUCCGCCUACACACACACAAACACUAUGGAUAUGUCUUUUCAAGAUACCGGCACCACCAACGUGGUUUCCAUGACUUCCAAUAACAACCCUUCUCCUCUUCUUUUCGCUAAGAGACAAGUACUGUAAGACUAUUUUUACUCUACGUUAAGGACAACAUUAAGCAUUAGCCGAUCUGCGUUUGUCGAUCAGUGUGACGGGUGGCCCGUGUCGUAUUGAAUCCGAGAUUGAACGAGCAAAUGGAACAGAAAUAAAAACGAACAAUUGAACAAAAGCACACCGCAGAACGGAACAGUAAAUAGUGCUCAAACGGUGAAACAAAAUUGUGCGAGCCGUGUGUAAAAACGCACCACCCCAAAAAAAACCGCCCUUCCCAAUAGCGUUUAUCUGCGAGUUGUACAUGUAAGGAUCAAUUAACAUAUAAAAAAAAAGAAAGAACAGUAACAAAAACGACGAAUACGGUAACGAAAUAAAUAAAGGAAAAAACGUUCGAAACAAA
Molecule: messenger RNA, 3365 nt
Organism: Anopheles funestus (African malaria mosquito)
Lineage: Eukaryota; Metazoa; Arthropoda; Insecta; Diptera; Culicidae
Product: histone-lysine N-methyltransferase 2B-like
Exons: 3
Coding region: 594-2396 (600 amino acids)
Source: RefSeq, a predicted model, not a curated record